Oncorhynchus mykiss (rainbow trout) is the source of this 3880-nucleotide messenger RNA. The record is from RefSeq and is a predicted model, not a curated record. Lineage: Eukaryota; Metazoa; Chordata; Actinopteri; Salmoniformes; Salmonidae.
UUCCCCUCCAUCUCCCUCCUGUUUACUGCCUUUCCCCUCCAACACGUGGCGGUAGAGCGCCAGGAGCUGCUCACUGACCGAAGAAGAAUAACCCGGAAGUAGGUGGAUGCAGGCGCUAGUUAGCUAGCUACUUCACUUCAAAAUACGACUGAUAAAAAUAUGUCCAUAUGCCAUUUCUGAUACGGUUGUGAUUAGCAUAGACAUUAUGUAAAAAAAAAACAUUGUAACUCUAACGAGCUAGACGCGAGGAGGCACAAAACAACUUUUGGUAAUUUAGCUUGUUUAGCUAACAAGUUAGCUGUCAAAUAGUUUCCACGACAACUGUUCCGACCCCCCGUUCUGAGGUGACAGUUUGUUUCGGUGGAAAUUUCUCCAAACCACAAAAGUCUACAGAAGAACUGUUGGGUCGAUUCACAAUGGAUGAGGACGGUGACGGCAGAUCCAGCCUGUCUGACUCCUGUCCCACUCCACCUAAACCCACACAGUCACCAGUUCCUGUCAGGAACCACAGGAACCAGAGAACACUGCAGGGCCCCGAGCUGCUAGAAGUUGACUGGGAUUCUCUUUUUAGAGAGAGACAACCUCCACCAGGAGCAGCUAAACAACACCAGGAGAAUCAGCAGAAACCCAAGACAUUUCACGCCUGUCCAGUGUGUGGAAGACACUGCCAAAAGUUAUCCAUCCUGCAGAUCCACAUGAGAAUCCACACGGGAGAGAAGCCGUACCCCUGCCCCGACUGUGGCAAGAAGUUUGCUCACCUGGGAGCCAUGAGACGACACCACCUCACACACACGGGAGAGAAGCCUUACUCCUGCUCUGUGUGUGGGAAGAGUUUCACCCAAUCAGGACAUCUGAAAGAGCACCAACAGUCUCACUCCGGAGAGAAGCACCACUGUCUGAUCUGUCUGAAACAGUAUAUCAGAGCAGAAGAUCUGAAGAUCCACCACAGAGUUCACACGGGAGAAAGGCCCUACCGCUGUGCAGAGUGUGGCAAGAGCUACAUCAGGUCAAAGAAUCUCCGGGCUCACAAGCUGACUCACCAGAGGACAGGAGGUGGUGGUAAAAGUGACAGGGAGAUGGCAGCUACUAUCCAGGUGAAAGUGAAGGAGGAGGAAGAAGAGGAAGAGGUUGGUGGUUUCAUCAAUGCUGAAGGAGAGGAAGUUGGCUGGAGUUUCCCUGAUCUCAGUGAGAGUCCUGUCCAUGACUCUGGUAGUGAAGGAGGAAGUCCCCCUACAUCACACAUCAACAAGGAUCCCGGUGACCAAUCCAGCACCAAAGCUAUAGAGUCCCAGGGUCCCGAUCCAAGACAUGAGGAGCACAUCACUCAGACACCUGGGAUGAACAUUCAUAUUGUAGAAGAGGAGAAGGAGGAAGUGAAAGAGGAGGAGGAAGUUGGUGGUUUCAUCAAUUCUGAAGGAGAAGAAUUUGACUGGGGUUCUGUUCAACAUAGAGAGAGCCCUAACUGUGGCUUAGACAGCAAAGCGAGUCCCGCCACAUCAGGACAUCCUGAACCCCAGGAGAGUCACAAAACUAAGACGUCUCACUGCUGCUCAGUGUGUGGCAGAGAGUGCUACAAGCUCUCGGUACUACAGAUCCACAUGAGAAUCCACACGGGAGAGAAGCCGUACCCCUGCCCCGACUGUGGCAAGAAGUUCGCUCACCUGGGAGCCAUGAGACGACAUCUCCUCACACACACGGGAGAGAAGCCCUACUCUUGCCCUGUGUGCGGGAAGAGUUUCACCCAAUCAGGACAUCUGAGGGAGCACCAGCAGUCUCACAGUGGAGAGAAGCCUCACCUGUGUCUGGUCUGUGGGAGAGGGUUCUCUAGAGCGUCAGACCUCCGGAUCCACCACAGAGUUCACACAGGGGAGAGGCCGUACAGCUGUGACUACUGUGGGAAGAGAUACGGCCGCUGUCAGAAGCUACGGGCUCACCAACGGACACACCACAGAGACAGGACGCACGCUGAUACAGGAGAGGAGACGGAGUGAAUGACCACGAGGCUUUGAACAUAAGACGUGAUAAGCUUAGUGUUCCUAUAGGGGAUGUUAGCCGGCUGGACAACAACAAUGAUACACGUUGAUCGUCAUCAGACAGGAGAACAAUACACUCCAUUGGAAUAGACAUGGUUCUAGAAUCCACCUAAAUGAUUCACAGAAUUCUGAUGCAGGACACGGGCUGCUGGGGAGGGGAGAGACGCUGGGUGAAGUUCCCCUGCCUGAAUCCUAACCUUAACCAUUAGUGGGGGAGAUGCAAAAGUGACCAGCGUCUAGGGGCAACUUCACCCUACUCCGUUUGGGGGAAAGAAUGGGGAGGCUUUAUCAGUAAGUGUUGACAGUAGAACUAAUGGGUGUUUUGUUAGUAGGGUGGACAAACACAACUAUUAACCUAAUGAUGAAGAACGAUAGACUCGGUUAGAACUAUUACAAUGGACGUGGCUCUACAUUCCACUUGAAGAAAAGCACCCAGUUCUGAUGGAGAGAUGAAAUAAUCAGCGCUGUUCAGUUUGUUACUGAACUUGAACCAGAGAAAGUGAACCCCAAAAGAUGGCCGCUAGACGGUGUUCUAAAUUGGAAUCGUGGAACAACGCUUGUUCUCUGUCCACCACAUCCUGUGUGAGGAACCCAGUUGAAAUGAUUGUUUAAAAAAAAAAAAAAAGAAUGUUGAUGUAAUAAUUGUGUUCUAUAUUGGAUAACAUCCCAAAUAAUGUGCAGUCGCAGGACAUUUGGAUCACAGAGAGAGAGAGAGAGAGAGAGCUGUGGCUCAGUCCAUGCUGUCAUUCAGUUCAUUACGCCGCUAUAGGAUCGUAAACAAAGGUGUGUCAUGGUGAUUUUAAUAAAUAGGUUACAAAAACCUACCUAACUUUUUAAAUCUAUUUAAAAAAUAAAAAACAAGUUUCUGUUUUCUGUACCAUUUUAUUCCAACUCUUUUCACACUACUGAGCCAAGCUGAUGGAUAUGAAGAAUAAGGGUUUUAUUUGCUAUGCUUGAAGACGGCCCUGGUAAACAUGGGGCUUUUACAGGGCAAUGUAACAGGGCUAUACUGAAGUGUUUACUAUGAUUACAGCAGGGGAACUGUCAGGGCAAUGUAACAGGGCUAUACUGAAGUGUUUACUAUGAUUACAGCAGGGGAACUGUCAGGGCAAUGUAACAGGGCUAUACUGAAGUGUUUACUAUGAUUACAGCAGGGGAACUGUCAGGGCAAUGUAACAGGGCCAUACUGAAGUGUUUACUAUGAUUACAGCAGGGGAACUGUCAGGGCAAUGUAACAGGGCUAUACUGAAGUGUUUACUAUGAUUACAGCAGGGGAACUGUCAGGGCAAUGUAACAGGGCUAUACUGAAGUGUUUACUAUGAUUACAGCAGGGGAACUGUCAGGGCAAUGUAACAGGGCUAUACUGAAGUGUUUACUAUGAUUACAGCAGGGGAACUGUCAGGGCAAUGUAACAGGGCCAUACUGAAGUGUUUACUAUGAUUACAGCAGGGGAACUGUCAGGGCAAUGUAACAGGGCCAUACUGAAGUGUUUACUAUGAUUACAGCAGGGGAACUGUCAGGGCAAUGUAACAGGGCUAUACUGAAGUGUUUACUAUGACUACAGCAGGGGAACUGUCAGGGCAAUGUAACAGGGCUAUACUGAAGUGUUUACUAUGAUUACAGCAGGGGAACUGUCAGGGCAAUGUAACAGGGCCAUACUGAAGUGUUUACUAUGAUUACAGCAGGGGAACUGUCAGGGCAAUGUAACAGGGCUAUACUGAAGUGUUUACUAUGAUUACAGCAGGGGAACUGUCAGGGCAAUGUAACAGGGCUAUACUGAAGUGUUUACUAUGAUUACAGCAGGGGAACUGUCAGGGCAAUGUAACAGGGCUAUACUGAAGUGUUUA